Molecule: messenger RNA, 891 nt
Organism: Candida tropicalis MYA-3404
Lineage: Eukaryota; Fungi; Ascomycota; Pichiomycetes; Serinales; Debaryomycetaceae
Exons: 1
Coding region: 1-891 (296 amino acids)
Cellular component (GO): membrane
Molecular function (GO): palmitoyl-(protein) hydrolase activity
Source: RefSeq, a predicted model, not a curated record
AUGUUUUUAUCACUUUAUAAACUUGCUAAAGUUUGUACUCAAAUCGGAGCGUCAAUAGCAGUGUUAGUUCUUGUGGGACUUUACACAUAUCAAAGCAGUUUAAUAUAUCCAGCCUCAUUAAACGACGGUCAUGGAUAUUGUGCAACACCAGAUGAAUAUGACAUGCCAUAUGAAUUGGUAAAUUUAAAGACCGAGGAUGGGGAAACAUUACAAUGUUAUCUGUUGAAACAGGAUCCACAAAGUGCAUCAUAUUCAAAUAAAACAGUAUUGAUUUUAUCCCCAAAUGCCGGCAAUAUCGGACAUGCCUUGCCAAUAGUAUCUAUUUUUUACAAGAACUUUGGAUAUAAUGUUUUCAUUUAUAGUUAUAGAGGAUAUGGUAAGUCUACCGGCACACCAAGUGAAAAGGGAUUGAAAUUGGAUGCUGAUAGAGUAAUGGAAUAUUUAACUAAAGAAGACAGUCAAUAUCAACAAUCAUCAUUGAUAUUAUACGGUAGAUCAUUAGGUGGAGCGGUGGCUAUUUAUAUAGCAGCUACCAAAUCGGCAUCUAUUCAUGCAUUGAUUUUGGAAAAUACAUUUUUAUCGAUUAGAAAAACAGUACCACAUGUUUUCCCAUUGUUGAAGUACAUUACAAUGUUUGUUCAUCAAACUUGGGAUCUGGAGAGUUUGGUUCCUUUGAUUUCAAAUAGCAUCCCGGUGUUAAUGUUGUCGGCAAGAAAGGAUGAAAUUGUUCCUCCAAAGCAUAUGGAUACAAUUUACCAAUUAAUGCCUAGCAAGAAUAAGGAGAAGAUUAAUUUUGAGAAUUCUGCUCACAACGACACUGUGUUGCAAGAAACAUAUUGGGAUACAAUACACUCUUUUAUUAAAAAUAAAGUAAAUCCAGUUGGGUUUUAG